This is a messenger RNA of Rattus rattus (black rat), 1998 nucleotides long. RefSeq names its product lactamase beta (gene Lactb). The record is from RefSeq and is a predicted model, not a curated record. NCBI's taxonomy places the organism in Eukaryota, Metazoa, Chordata, Mammalia, Rodentia, Muridae. Bases 55 to 1743 code for a protein of 562 amino acids. The transcript has 6 exons.
CCGGCCGCUGGCCAAGCUAGGAAGCUAGGAAGCAGCUGGCUCUGCGGAGGCGACAUGUACCGGUUCCUGUCAAGCGUGACAUCUCGGGCUACGGCCACCGCAGGCCCAGCCUUGGGUGGAGGGCGGCGUGGGGCGCACAGGCGACCCGGCCUGCCUAUGCUGAGCCUUGGAUGGGCCGGCGGCCUGGGGCUCGGGCUGGGGCUGGCUCUCGGGGCGAAACUGGCAAUUGGGCUGAGGGGCGCCGUCCCCAUUCAGUCCCCCGCGGACCCCGAGGCGUCCGGCGCUACUGAGCUGCCGCACGAGCAGGCCCCGGGCCCAGGGAGCCCGCACACGCCUGCGCCGCCCGCUGCCAGGGGCUUCUCCAGAGCCAUCGAGAGCAGCCGCGAUCUGCUGCACCGGAUCAAGGAUGAGGUUGGUGCCCCUGGCAUAGUGGUUGGAGUUUCUGUAGAUGGAAAAGAAGUCUGGUCAGAAGGUUUAGGCUACGCAGAUGUGGAGAACCGAGUACCCUGCAAACCAGAAACGGUCAUGAGAAUUGCAAGCAUCAGCAAAAGCCUUACCAUGGUGGCUCUGGCUAAACUGUGGGAAGCAGGGAAGCUGGAUCUGGACCUCCCCGUGCAGCACUAUGUCCCUGAGUUCCCAGAAAAAGAAUACGAGGGUGAAAAGGUCUCUGUCACAACGAGAUUACUAAUUUCCCACUUAAGUGGAAUUCGUCAUUAUGAAAAGGACAUGAAGAAAGUGAAAGAAGAGAAGGCUUAUAAAGCCUUGAAGAUGAUGAAAGGGACACCACCCCCUGACCAAGAGAAAGAACUGAAAGAAAAGGGAGGCAAGGAUAACGAGAAGAGCGAGAAGAGCGAGAAGAGCGAGAAGAGCGAGAAGAGCGACUCGCCGAAAGCCAAAGCCGAGCAGGACAGUGAAGCCAAAUGCCGCAGCGCAAAGCCGGGCAAGAAGAAGAAUGACUUUGAACAAGGCGAAUUAUAUUUGAAAGAAAAGUUCGAAAAUUCGAUCGAAUCACUAAGAUUAUUUAAAAAUGAUCCUUUAUUCUUUAAACCUGGUAGUCAGUUUUUGUAUUCAACGUUUGGCUAUACUCUGCUGGCAGCCAUAGUAGAAAGAGCUUCAGGAUAUAAAUAUUUGGACUAUAUGCAGAAAAUUUUCCAUGAUUUGGACAUGCUGACAACUGUCCAGGAAGAAAACGAGCCAGUGAUUUACAACAGAGCAAGAUUUUAUGUGUACAAUAAAAAGAAACGUCUUGUCAACACACCCUACGUGGAUAACUCCUAUAAAUGGGCUGGUGGUGGAUUUCUGUCCACGGUGGGGGACCUCCUGAAGUUUGGGAAUGCAAUGCUGUAUGGCUACCAAGUUGGGCUGUUUAAGAACUCAAAUGAAAAUCUCUUGCCUGGAUAUCUCAAGCCAGAAACGAUGGUGAUGAUGUGGACCCCAGUCCCUAACACAGAGAUGUCCUGGGAUAAAGAGGGCAAAUAUGCCAUGGCGUGGGGUGUUGUAGAGAAGAAGCAAACGCACGGCGCCUGCAGGAAGCAGCGGCACUACGCCUCACACACUGGAGGUGCCGUGGGUGCCAGCAGUGUCCUGCUGGUCCUCCCUGAGGAACUGGACCCGGAGGCCGUAAACAACAAGGUUCCCCCGAGGGGAAUAAUUGUCUCAAUCAUAUGCAACAUGCAGUCUGUGGGCCUCAACAGCACUGCUUUAAAGAUCGCCCUGGAGUUUGAUAAAGACCGAGCCGACUAAUCCUAACCGCGGCACAGGUCCACAGUGAGCCUUCCGUUCUGUGAAAUGUUGACGUUCCAAAAUACAAAAACACUUUAAGAAUACAUUUGUAAUAGAAUACAGUUAAAUGUGGAAAAUUAUGUACCUCUAAUUGCUUAAUUUUGUAAUUGCCUUUUUAUUGGACAAUUAGUUCUUUACACUCAGGGAAAUAACAGUUGUUUCUACUUUUUUUUUAAAGUGUUAACUCUUGAAAUAAAAUAUUCUGAUAAAAGAAGA